Molecule: messenger RNA, 3130 nt
Organism: Phalaenopsis equestris
Lineage: Eukaryota; Viridiplantae; Streptophyta; Magnoliopsida; Asparagales; Orchidaceae
Product: pentatricopeptide repeat-containing protein At2g18940, chloroplastic
Exons: 1
Coding region: 263-2668 (801 amino acids)
Molecular function (GO): protein binding
Source: RefSeq, a predicted model, not a curated record
CUAUCUAGUUAGGACUAAUUUGAACCCGACUUGUUCGCUCAUUGAGUUCACUUCCUUUAUCGAGCUGAACUAAAGCUGGCUCACGAGUCAACUCACUUCUUAGGUCCGUCAUCCUGGCUCAGCAGUCAAAAGCCAAAAAAUUGGAGCAUCGCAGACCAACCAUGGAAGAUUAGACAGAAUCCCAUCACCUUAGCCCUUUACUUUCUUGCUUCCUCCCACGUAUGCCUCUCCUUAUUCCUUCGCCUUCACAUUCAAUCCAUCCAUGGAAGGAGCCAUCUUCCCCAACCGUCCCUCUCCUCCUUUCCAUAAUGCCAAACCGCAUAGAAAAACAUCUACUCAACCUCCCCAACACCUAAAGUUCGGACCUUCCCUUCCCCCUCCUCCUCCUUCAUCCCACUCCCUCCCCCUCGACUCCCUUCUCCCCCUCCUCACCCGCCAGAACUCGCCUUCAUCGUCAUCCUCCCCAACUUCCACCGCACCAGUCCCCCGCCUCGCUCGACUUUCCUCCAUUGAUGAUCUCUGUUUCCUCUCCCCCGAAGCUGCUUCCAUUCUCCACCUCAUCCUCUCCCAACCUCUUCCAUCCCUCCCUUCCUUCCUCCGCUCCUCCAAACCCGACAUUCUCGCCGUCGACACCGUCGGCCUUCUCAAAGCAAUCGACGUCGCCGGCGAUUGGGAGCGAGCUCUUCUGCUUUUCCAAUGGCUAGCUUUCGAUGAUAAAUCGAAGAUUGACGCACCAGCCAUUGAGGUCAUCCUCCGAGUCCUCGGUCGCGAGUCACAGCACUCCCUUGCCUGCAAGUUGUUCGACUCAAUUCCUCUAAACGACUACCUUAUCGAUAUCCGCGCUUACACCACCCUCCUCCACGCCUACUCCCGCUCGGGCAAGUUUCAGAAGGCCGUUGAAUUGUUCGCGCAGAUUAAAACCAAGGAUCUUGCGCCCACCAUUGUCACCUACAACGUCAUGCUCGAUGUCUACGGAAAGAUGGGCGGAUCUCGGACUCAAAUUUUAAACCUUUUGGAUGAGAUGAGAGGCAGAGGUUUUGAAUUCGAUGAGUUCACCACUAGCACUGUUAUCGCUGCUUGUGGGAGAGAUGGGUUGGUUGAUGAGGCCGUGGAGUUCUUUCACCAGUUGAAGUCCCAAGGUUUUUCACCUGGAGUCGUCACUCACAAUGCCCUCCUCCAGGUUUUUGGAAAAGCUGGUAAUUUGCCGCAGGCACUGAGUGUUCUCAAGGAUCUGGAAGACAAUGGCUGCUCUGCUGAUUCAGUGACUUACAAUGAGCUUGUCGCAACUUACGUUAGAGCUGGGUUUUAUGAACAAGGAGCUGCCUUGUUGGAUUCCAUGGCCACUAAAGGUAUCACUCCAAACACUGUCUCUUACACCACAGUGAUCAGCGGAUAUGGCAAGGCUGGGAAGGAAGAUGAAGCAUUGAGUUUGUUCAGAAAAAUGAAGGAACUUGGUUGCGUUCCAAAUGUUUGUACCUACAAUACCAUACUCGGAAUGCUUGCGAAGAAGUCUAGGAACUCAGAGAUGUUAGAAAUACUCCUCCAGAUGAGAUCUGAUGGCUGUGUUCCUAAUCGUGUGACAUGGAACACCAUGCUUGCAAUGUGUGGAAAGCGAGGCAUGGAGCAUUAUAUCAACCAAGUGUUUGUCGAGAUGAAGAAUUGUGGUGUCGAGCCGGAUCGCGACACCUUCAAUACUCUGAUUUCAGCUUAUGGAAGGUCUGGAUCUGGUGCUCGUGCUCUAGAGCUGUAUCAGGAGAUGACUGAGGCUGGUUUUUCCCCUUCUCUUACAACUUACAAUGCACUUCUGAACGCCAUUGCUAGAAAAGGUGACUUUUUGGCUGCUGAGUCCGUGUUGAACGGCAUGAAAAGCAAGGAGUGCAAGCCCAAUGAGCUCUCCUACGCACUGCUCCUCCAAUCCUACGCAAAGGCGAGACAUUUUGAAGGGAUAGCGGCGAUCGAAGAGAAGGUUUACGCUGGCGAGAUCUUUCCGAGCUGGGUGAUCUUACGAACACUAAUCAUCUCGAAUUUCAAGUGCAGGGAGCUAAAGGGGAUGGAGCGGGCUUUCGAUGAGGUGAAGAGAAAUGGUUAUAAACCUGAUAUUGUAAUUCUGAAUUCGAUGCUCGGCAUAUAUGCUAAGAAUGCGAUGUACGAUCGAGCGCACGAGAUGUUCCAUUUGAUUCAUCAGAGCGGGCUUAUACCCGAUCUAAUCACACAUAACAGCUUGAUUGACAUGUAUGCGAAGUGCGGCGAGUGUUGGAAAGCGGAAGAAGUUCUUAUAAGCCUUCAGAACUUGGGCUUGGAAGCUGAUGUUAUCUCCUACAAUACUGUAAUUAAUGGUUUUUGCAAGCAAGGACUGAUGCAGGAAGCCAUGAGGACCUUCUCAGAUAUGAUAGAAAUCGGGAUUCGACCUUGUAUAGUUACUUAUAAUACAUUUGUUGGAGCUUAUGCGAGCAGGGGUAUGUUCAGUGAGGCUGAUGAUGUUAUUAGUUAUAUGAUGAGCCAUGGCAGCAGGCCUGUUGAGUUAACUUACAAGAUGAUGAUUGAUGGUUAUUGUAAAGCUAGAAGGUAUGAUGACGCCACGGAGUUUGUACAUAAAAUUGCUGAAAAAGACCCUUCUUUUGAUGAGAGGUUAGUGCGUAAGUUGGCUCUACGGAUACGGGGCUGGUGAGUAUCAGCACACUAACUUAAGUCAUUUUUUUUUUGGAUUAGUUGAUUCUGUAUAGAAAAAACUUCUUGCAAUAUGUUGCUUCGAUUUGCUGCCUUCAUCUUUUGUCAAUUUAGUUAUUUAAGCAUCCUGAAAAUGUAAUGUUGUUGAAUUCAAAUAUGUCUGUACCGACUGUACGUGAUAUCAGAAUUCAAAACAUUACUGACUAGAAUGGAUCGGAAACAGAAAGGAAAGUAGAAAGAGCAUGAAUCUAGAGAGAAGCUGUGUGAUUUCACCAUAUUUCUGAAUGUACAUGGUUUGAGCGAAUAAUUCAAUAUCCUUUCACUUCCUAUUCUACAUCUAUAUUUACAUAUUAGGGUAGAGACCCAAUAUUACAGGAAAGGUUAUGCAAAUAAAUUUACAUUACAGACCAUAAUGUGUGUUCCCCAUGAAAUGUACCUAGUUUGUCUGUAGUUGCUCUGUUAG